UUGCCCUUCGAUACCGAGGAAUGAACAAAGGGGAUAUAUCAUAAAUUAAAAUGUGUGAUGUUCACUCUGAAUGUGGGGUUAGAGUUUUGCUUGGCACAGAUAUUAAGGGAUGGGGGAAUAAUACAUUAGGCUGAAGAUCUACACCCUGAAGAGCAAGCUGAGAAGGACUGAACCCGUCCUUCUUACUAAAGCGGCAGUUGCCAGUAUGAAAGAUGACGUCCCUCGACAGUCACUGCCAGGAGGUCAGAGGUGAGAGUUGGCGGUGCAGCCACGUGUGUCUCGGUGUCAUGAUGGCUCGGUUGCCGCGCGCUGUGCCGGCGGCCUGGUUAAAGGUUCACAGGAGCCUGCAGAGUGGAGUCGAGGGCAAAGGGGCGGGACACGGAGCGAAUGCAGGCGCUUGGUGGUGGAGACGGAGAAGAAGCUACAACACGGCGCCGACGAAAGCGGCUCUGCGCCUCCCCAGGAUGGAGUACCAGGAUGCAAUAAUGGCACUUAACACUCUUCAGACCAAUGCCAGUACCCUGGAGCAGAUCCGACGGGAACAGCAGCUUGGCCGAACAAAGGGUACUCUGGAAGCAAUGAAAUCCUUUGUUCACCGAGCUGGAAUGAAGAUUGAGGACUUUGAUCAGCUUGCCGUCAUCCAUGUGACCGGAACAAAAGGCAAGGGUUCAACAUGUGCAUUUUGUGAAAAGAUAUUGCAUGAAUAUGGACUAAAGACUGGUUUCUAUAGCUCCCCACAUCUGGUGCAAGUAAGGGAGAGAAUCAGAAUUAAUGGCAAACCAAUCAGCAGAGAACUCUUUACAAAGUACUUCUGGCAGGUUUACAACCGAUUGGAUGAAACUAAGGAUAUUGACUCUGGGGCCAUGCCUGCAUACUUCCGUUUUCUCACCAUCCUUGCUUUCCAUAUCUUUCUGCAUGAGAAGGUUGACCUGGCAAUAAUAGAGGUUGGAAUUGGUGGUGCCUAUGAUUGUACCAACAUAAUUAGACGCCCUGUUGUGUGUGGGGUUUCAUCACUAGGGAUCGAUCAUGUCAGUAUCCUAGGAGACACCAUGGAGAAAAUUGCAUGGCAGAAAGGGGGAAUUUUCAAGCCAGGCGUCCCAGCGUUCACAGUCUCACAACCCAGUGGUCCAAUGUCUGUCCUUGUAGAAAGAGCAAAGGAAAUUGGGUGUUUCCUGCAGCUUUGUCCAGAUUUGGAGGAUUUCUGGUCUGAGGGGGAGAGGUUGAGCUUGGGAUUGGCAGGAGAACAUCAGAAAUCCAACGCAUCUCUGGCGCUGCAGCUAUGCAGGACGUGGUUGCAACAUCAUAACCACCCAGAUUUUCCUCCAUUCCAACAACCUCUGAACUUUGCUGAGAGAUAUGAGAUGCAGCAACCGCCCAUCAGCUCUGGAUUCUGCCUGACUACUCCAAUGAUAAAUGGAUUGCGUGAUACAAAAUGGCUGGGCCGAUCGCAGAUCCUGAAGCGAGGACCAGUGACCUAUUACAUAGAUGGCGCUCACACCAUUGGUAGUAUAAAGGCCUGUGUCAAAUGGUUUCAGGAACAUUCGCUGAAAGAAGCAAAAGCUGUGGGCAGAGGACCCGUGGUGCGGGUACUACUGUUCAAUACAACAGGGGACCGUGAUGCUGCUGCACUACUGAAGCUGCUCAUGCCUUGUCAGUUUGAUUUUGCUGUCUUUUGCCCCAAUCUCUUGGACAUGGCACAGAAUCUGAAUGCUAGCAAGUGUGGUCUUGAUCAGAAAAAUUACACUGUCUCUCUGGAGAACAUGCUCAGCCGUUGCCUUGAUAACCAUCGUGCCUGGUGUAAACUUACAGAGGUGAAGCAUGAUAAUUUAUGGAACUUAACAGGCAGUACCCUAGAAGGCUCCACCACAUUUGUUACGAGAGGUGGUUUGGAUGAGGAAAUGCUACUGUUACGUGGUCCAGAGUGUGAGCACAUAACCACUCGUGCACUCGUCUUCCCUUGCAUCAACAAUGGCUUGCAGUGGAUAACGCAAGGACGUGAUUCUGACCUCCAGCCUUCACUGGCCAAACCACCUAAUGUACAUCCAGCAGGAGUUGCUGCACUGAAGGAGGCUUCAAGCAUACAGAUCCUGAUCACAGGAAGCCUGCACCUUGUAGGCGGGUGCCUAAAACUUCUUGACCAGUCGUUAUCUCAGUGAUUUUUUUUUAGACUUUGCUCUAAGGACCUAAUAUGGAGGAAGUGUUGACUAGGGGGAUCUGUUUCUAUGUCUGUUGUACUGGACAUUAUUCAGAUACAAAGUAUUUUGAUAUAAAAGAGCUAACACUAAGGCAGAGGCGAUGAUAUUGACAGUUUGGAAUCUCAUUUCACCAGAAAGUACUUAGCAGCCAUGGGAUAAUCUAAAAUCAUAGCUUUCUCUUGCAGGUUUGUGUGUGAAGCAUAGACCAGGCUUUUAUGUCUAAUGGCAUAUAUUAGUUAAAUUUUUGCAUAUGAAAUAUUUAAAAGAAAAGGUCUUGCAUUUUAUGGGUCUUAAAAACUGGAAAAUAAACUUGGUGCAAAAUAGUAGAGUAGUUCAUUCCUGUUGUCACUGAUGUGACUGAGAAUAGUUGCACAAUACUUGACAUAACUCACCCUCUGAUUUUUCUUUUUAUUCUGGGAAGUGCAUAAUUUCUUGGAGAUUCGCAGUGGCAUUCAAAUGUUUGUGUGGGGGAGAUGGAACACUUUAUGACUUCAUGAUUUUCCAGCUGGGCCUGCCUUUUCAGCUUUUCAAUUGAAUGGCUUCAGAAUAAACUAGAAAUAAAGAACAGGGAUUUGGAAAAAAAAGCACAGUCAGUGAAACAGUCACCCAGAUAAUUUGUAAAGAAAGAUGAUUGCUACUAAUUAUAGUUAUGAAUUGCAAACCAAAAGUCCAGGAUGAUUUUUAAUUCAUAAGCCUACAGUAUAGUUCAUGUAAAAGUAGGAGUUGGUUCACUGCUAGAUAUGGUUCAGUGCAGAAAGCAGUGGGCAGGAGAUAUCCGUUUUUCCUGGUUGUCAAAUAGGUAGAGGCUCCCUCAACAGCCCACUUAGGGUAGGAGAAUAGUCAACCUACUGCGAGAAUGCUUGCAGACACCCAGUGCCCCUUAGAUAGCACCAUUCCAAACCUGUGACCUCUAUCAUUUAGAUGAAUAAGAGCAGCAGAUACAUGGAAGUACCGUAACUUGAGAAUUCUUCUCCAUACUAUACUGAUUUGAAACUGUAAUCGCUGCUCCUUCAAUGUUGUGUGGACGCACUUACCCUACCAUGGACUGUGGCAUUUCAAGAAGGUCCCUCACCAUCAUUUACAGGUGGACAAUGAGUGCUGGCUUGGCCAACGAGGCUUACAUAUCUUGGAAAAAUUAAGGAAGUCUUCCGUAGCACAACGAAGAGGCAUUCAAUGUAGUUUAAUGUCGAAAUAAAUCUUUAUUCCCUUUAUACUCGGUGCUCUUAUACACACUAUCACGAAAUUAUACAUGACCUGUAAAUCUCCCAUGUUUUUGAAUUGAUUAAUCUAUACGCAAAGCUUGGUAAGACCAUCUAAGGUGAAGCAGAGGACUGGGAGGUUGCAAGUUAAUUUUGUCUUGUACAUUUUCAGAUUCACCUGUGGAGUACAUGAUAUAAUCUUUUAACUCCUAGUUCAAACCCAUCCGUUCACAAGGUAGUCUUCCUUAUCCAGAGGUUCCAAGCCUGCUGUUAUUGGGAUGUGAUCCUGUUCCCGCUAUCACAUGAUAAUGAAGAACAUGCAAAGACCAACUGCUGCAUUCAACAUGUUCUAUGUAAUGAUGAUGCCUCUUGUAUAAUGGUAAAGUCACAAUCUAUUCAAAUGGAUCAAUAUAAUCUCUUUGGGGAGGGUAAUUAAAAACCAAGACAGUUGGAAGUAAAUAUAUUUCUCAUCACUGUGGUUACAUUCCUAGCAUUUUGCAGUGGUGAGUGAUCAUGUGAACAAAAUGUAGUUUGGCUAGAUGUCUGUAUGUGCAAUUCUAGGGCAUGGUGUGUUUCAGUUAAGAUUUGCUACAAAGUAGCAUUGCUGGGAGCCUGAUGUAAAUUAUCUCUUAGAUUUUUAACUGCUAAUCUUGCAGAGCAUCAUCAUCUAAGAUUUGCAUGUACUUAGCCACAAACUCUGAGACAGCAUGCUGCCAGACAAUCUGUAUACUGAUCAUGUUCUUUCUUUUGCAUUGGUGAUAAAAUAUAGUAUUGUAUACUUUAACUAAAGAUCCUCUGCUUCAGAAAACGAAGGAUGCUGUCUUAAAAACAGGAAUGUAAGCUUAGUGCAAAAUAGUGGAGUGAUUCAUUCCUGUUGUCACUGCUACGACUGAGAUCAGUUGCACAUGAAUACUUGAGAUAACUUGCCCUCUGAUUUUUCUUUUUAUUCUGGGAAGUGGAUUAUUUCUGGUAAAUACACAGUGGCAAUCGGAUAUCAGUGUGUAGGGGAGUUGGAACAUUUCUGUAUGCAUUGUGAGAUUGUCCAGAUGGGCCUGCCUUUUCAGUUGAAUGGUUUCAAAAUAAACAGUAAUAAAAACGAACAGGGAUGUGGAGAAAAAAAGCAAAAUCAGUGAAACAGCCACCUAGAUAAUUUGUAAAGAAAUUCUGUAAACUGCUAAUCUUAAUUUACUAAAUUCACACCAGGGAAAUUAAUCCUCAAUUGGUCAAGGUGUUGCCAUGCUGCUGCAGCAGGGAUUGACUAUCUCCAUAGCCCUUUCCUCAUUGGGGAAGAAUGUUGCUACUAUGUGUGAACAUGUUCCUUUCGGUCUACAAAGACCUUGAGAGUAAUGAUUUAAUAAGUAUUGUCAAAUAGCUGAAUCAUGUCAAGUUGGACAUACUUCUGAGUUUUACAGGAUUGGGAAAAUGCUUGAUAAAAUGCAUGCUGUGGACAGCCCAUGGUCAUCAAUCAUUCAGUACUGGUUUGAAUUUAAGAUUGACAGUGAACAGUUCCUACAGUACCUUCAUUGCCAACCAUGCUGUAGAAAUUAUUGUUCCCCUCUGAAUUUGGUUUUCUUUUGUUUCAAUCUGAGUAACUAUAAGACAAAAAGCUUUGACGACUUGUCUCUAUUUAGCACUGUUUAAGUUCUGUAUUAUUGUGAAUAUAUUUCAGUUUUGUCAUGGUUUGGUUUGGUUUCUCCUUCUGAUUACAGUAAGCAUUUGCAAGCUCCGUCACUAAUUCUUUAUCAUGCAGUAGGCUCGUAAUCAUCACACUGUCAGCAUGGGAGUUCACCAAGCAAAGAUGUAUGUCCUUUCCAUAAAGACUAGGAAGGUAGGAGAUAUCUAGCAGAGGUUCUGCUAUUCUUUUCUUAGCAAUCAGCUGUAAAGUAGCCUUGAGUUGGGUCUUAGACUAGUGUUUUGAGAGUAAUGGCAUGAAUGGAAUCGUUAUUUAAACUUAAAAACUUAGAGCUUAUGAACUGAUUUCUGAAAUAAGUGGCUGGAUACUGUAACCAUAUUAGACUGGAUAAAACCUUUGGUUGUCGCUGCCUGCAGAUGAAAGAUAUUAUUUCUCAAAACAGGCAGCUUUAGUAAGUCAUCCUAAACAGUGACUGUUCAACAAUAACAGGAAAUUAUUUAAGAGCAACUGUCAAAUGCUCAAUUAUAUCGUGGAAAAAUAUCAUUUUACUGUGUACUUAAUUAGAUGUACAACUGCUGCAAACAAUCUGAUGCAUUAACUGUUUGAGUGCUCUUAAGCUAUGAAGGAAACAUUAUUGUGAGGCUUAGUUCCCUAUAUUCUCACUUAGUAUUAAUAUCCAAUUGCAAACUUUGCCACAAUUUUCUAUAUACCUUGCACCUUAACAAGGAAAAUAAUACCUCGUACAUGAAACAUUGUUUUUCUUUGUAACAUGAACUGUUGACAACAUGAAAAUAAUGGGGAACUGCAUCAGUAUUUUUGCAUUCUGUUAUGGACCAAAAACAUUUUAAGAAGGUAGCCCAGACCUUAACUUUUCUAGUUGUUUUAGGCAGACAUAAGGUGGAUAACCAGGAGGGAUGCAGCUGGUCAAACCACUUGGCUUCAAGUCAAACAAUUUAUUUACACACCACCGAAUGAAACGGAAACAAAAGAAAACAGAAAUUAGAAUAACAAUAAUUUAAUAACCUGAGUGACACGAUAUCCCCUGCGACUUAACAAAGAGCUGAUAUGAUUUCCUGCAACAUCUCAUAAAUACACCUCAUGGCAAAAAGGUAAACUCAAACACAGGAGUGAGAGAUGGCAGGGAGAAUGAGCCAGGGAUUAUUUGCUGAAGCAUGGAACCUCUUUCCACUGCAGCAGCUUCUGUGGGUUUCCAGCUAAAACUAAACCAAACCAGAAAAAUCUGGAAGUGGCCGCUCCCCUUUCAUAGAACAACUAGUAACCCUAAAAAAGCAUUUUCCAAGAUUGUUGCCUUGGGCAGUAUCUGUUAGCCAUUAGCAAUAACCCCAAGACCCAGACAAAUUGAAACCUCAGCCUUUUACAACCCCUCUUAAAAAAACAAGGAUAACAUAACUUUGUUAAAGGAUCAGCAUUUCACAUUUACAUGUGAAAUGACAAUUUUAUGUACAAAGCUGGCUCAUGAGUACGUGUGGGAUCUGUUGCUGUUACUUGGAUUUUAUACUUGGAAAAUCACAAAACGUUGUGCCAUAAAAAAUGAAUAACCAACAGCCAAAGCCUGUUAAUGGAGACAGGUGAUUUAGAUACUAGAAACAUCUGCACUGUCCCAAUGUGCACACAAGGCUGUCACUCAUGUUUUGAUACUUAAGAAUCCUGCUAUGAAAGCAACGUUAAGUAGAUAUUUUCAGUAACCCCAGAGUUCUCUUCCAAUGAUUUGAAUUGACUGAUGCCACUGAUAAGUUAAUGACAAUAUAUGUAUUAUCUGGGUGGCUCUAAGAUGCAAAUUGAAUAAUUAACAUGGAAAA
Molecule: messenger RNA, 6847 nt
Organism: Chiloscyllium plagiosum (whitespotted bambooshark)
Lineage: Eukaryota; Metazoa; Chordata; Chondrichthyes; Orectolobiformes; Hemiscylliidae
Gene: fpgs
Product: folylpolyglutamate synthase
Biological process (GO): tetrahydrofolylpolyglutamate biosynthetic process
Cellular component (GO): mitochondrion; cytosol; cytoplasm
Molecular function (GO): ATP binding; tetrahydrofolylpolyglutamate synthase activity
Source: RefSeq, a predicted model, not a curated record